Zasmidium cellare ATCC 36951 is the source of this 1632-nucleotide messenger RNA. RefSeq lists its product as uncharacterized. Gene Ontology annotation, molecular function: pseudouridine synthase activity; RNA binding. Lineage: Eukaryota; Fungi; Ascomycota; Dothideomycetes; Mycosphaerellales; Mycosphaerellaceae. Gene Ontology annotation, biological process: tRNA pseudouridine synthesis; mRNA pseudouridine synthesis. Gene Ontology annotation, cellular component: cytoplasm; nucleus. The transcript has a single exon. The record is from RefSeq and is a predicted model, not a curated record. Bases 1 to 1632 code for a protein of 543 amino acids.
AUGGCCCACCAACCAGACUACACGACCUGGUCCCAGAACGACCUAAUCGCCCGCGUAACCCAACUCGAAACCCAACUCCGCGCCCUCAACACCACCACCACCACCGCCUCAAAAUCCUCCAAAACCAAACCCCUGAAAAAACCCAAACCCUUCGACCCCUCCAAAUACACCACGCGCCUCAUCGCGCUCAAAUUCGCCUACCUGGGCGGCAACUACAACGGCUUCGAGCAUCAUAGCAAUAACACGACGCCGUUGCCCACGAUCGAGGAAGAGCUGUGGAAGGCGCUGAGGAAGACGAAACUCAUUUUUCCGCGGUGGAGGGAGGGGCAGAGGGUCGAGGAGGAUGUUUCGUGGGAGGGGUGCGAGUAUAGUAAAUGUGGGAGGACGGAUCGGGGGGUGAGUGCGUUUGGGCAGGUGGUGGGCGUGAGGGUGAGGAGUGCGAGGCCGAGGGAUAGGGGUGUGGUUGAGGGUGGAGGUGGGGAUGAGGAGAUGACGGACACUCAGGAUGCAGAGGAUGCAGAGAGACCUGCCACAAAGGCGUUUGAUCCUGUACGCGACGAGCUACCUUAUAUCCAACUCAUCAAUCGAGUCCUGCCUCCCGACAUCCGUGUCCUCGCAUGGUGUCCCUCUCCACCCCAAGAUUUCUCUGCGCGUUUCAAUUGCAAGGAGAGGCGGUAUCGCUACUUCUUCACAAAUCCUGCGUACAUACCAUUACCAGGUAGUGGGCCUCAAUCGUCUGCAGCGGGUCGAACGGGGGAGGGAUGGCUUGACAUCGAGGCCAUGAACGAGGCGGCCAAGAAGUACGAGGGUCUGAAUGAUUUUCGGAAUCUGUGCAAGAUCGAUCCCAGCAAGCAGAUUACCAGCUGGGAGCGGCGAAUAUUUCAUGCUGGUAUUUACGAGGUGGAUCCGAGCCAGGAGGCACAAAAUACAGCGGUCGGCACGGCAUCGCCCAAGCUUUACUACUUCGAAGUCCGCGGGAGUGCCUUCCUCUGGCAUCAGGUCCGGCAUUUGGUCGCAGUCCUAUUCCUGGUAGGUCAGGGCUAUGAGAAGCCAAGCAUAGUGGAUGAACUGCUCGAUGUCCACAGAACACCCGCGAGGCCGGUGUAUGAGAUGGCGAGCGACAUCCCGCUCGUACUUUGGGAUUGCAUAUUCCCAGACCCCGAGAAGCUCGCGAAUGGAGACCACGCCGAUGGUAGUGGAAGCUCAGAUCAAGGCUAUGUUGAUGCGCUCGACUGGGUGUACGUCGGCGACGAGAUGGGCGGCCGCGAUCAGUCGAAGCGUUCAACGACCGGUAUCGAGGACGGCAAGCAUGGUCGAAACGGUAUCAUGGAUGAGCUGUGGUCUCUUUGGCGGAAGAGGAAGAUGGAUGAAGUCCUUGCUUGGAGUCUGAUGGAUGUCGUGUCGAGGCAGGGUCCUUCGAUCCAGCUGGAUCAUCUGGCGACUUGUAACGGACAAGAGAGCAGCGAUCGUGUCUUUGAUGGAAGUGAGAAGCCACGAACGGUAGGUGACUAUGUGCCCGUCAUGCAGCGCGAGCGGAUGGAACCACCAGAUGUCGUCAAUGCUCGGUAUGCGGCACGAAAAGGCUUGACCGGUGCUGCGAGGUCGCCCAAUGAUACAGAUAUGGGUGAUUAA